AUGCCUACAAAAGUUCUGUCUCCUGCUUGUGCUCUUUGUGGUUUUGCUACAGAGGACCUUUACCAUUUCGUGGUGGGUUGCCAUGUCAAGUCAUUUUUCUGGCAGGAUGUAGUCUCUUUGUUGUCACUUCAAGAGCUACUCCCCUCUGCUUUUUCUAUUUGGUUGGCGCUGACUACCUUUUGUAGUGGUUCAGAUUUGUUGGUGAUCGAUGAGGAUGUUCUGAUUGCUCUUGGUGCUGCUUACAGUACACUUUGGAAGUAUCAUUGGCGAUGCGUCAUAGACGAGGAGCCUUGGAUAGCUUCUGCUGCUAUCAACAUGGUCCGUCAAGACCAUAGUACACUCUUUUCUUCUCUUUCUUUGGCAAGUGUUCAAGCUGGCACCUUGGCCUUGCCUGUAAUUACUGUAUAG
This is a messenger RNA of Mucor velutinosus, 408 nucleotides long. RefSeq names its product farnesyl cysteine-carboxyl methyltransferase (gene STE14). NCBI's taxonomy places the organism in Eukaryota, Fungi, Mucoromycota, Mucoromycetes, Mucorales, Mucoraceae. The record is from RefSeq and is a predicted model, not a curated record. The transcript has a single exon. Bases 1 to 408 code for a protein of 135 amino acids.